CAGAUAAUACUUGUGCCCUCUAUCGAUAGUGUGUGCAAACAAACUAAGCGUUAGCGUCAUCAAUCGUUGCUCAGUCAGUAUUCGUUUGGAAUUCGUCUGAAUAUCUUGUUAUUUUUAAGGUGGUGUGACUUUAUGUACAUCAUUGAAACAUGCCAUCUCCUGCACAACCAUUACCUAAACUAAUUGAUGAACCUUUAGGAAUAAAUGCUGUGCUUCUAGGACCUCCAGGUUCAGGCAAAGGAACGCAGGCUCCACUGCUUAAAAAUAAAUUCUGUGUAUGUCACCUAUCAACAGGAGAUAUGUUGCGUGCUGAGAUAUCUUCGGGCUCUCCUCUGGGUCGAAAGAUUAAAAAAGAAAUGGAUGCAGGACACCUAGUAAAUGAUGAUUUGGUUGUGAGUCUGGUGGAAUCAAACUUGGAUCGACCAGAAUGCAAAAAUGGAUUCCUUCUAGAUGGAUUUCCUAGAACUUUACCACAAGCUGAAAAGCUAGACAAGCUUCUUGAAAAGAGGAAACAAAAUCUUGAUGCUGUGAUUGAGUUCAAAAUUGAUGACAGCCUUCUUUUACGCCGCAUUACAGGAAGAUUAAUUCAUCAGGCCAGUGGACGCUCAUACCACGAGGAAUUCCACCCACCACGGACACCCAUGAAGGAUGAUUUUACUGGUGAGCCACUGGUUCGGCGUGCUGAUGACAAUGCUGAUGCUUUAAAGAAACGUCUUGAAACAUAUCACAAGCAGACCAAACCUUUGAUAGACUACUACAGUUUUAGAGGUAUUCAUCAUCGUAUUGAUGCUGCUGAAUCAGCAGCACAUGUCUUCAGUCGUAUUGACAAAAUAUUCCUUGAAAACUGUGGUCAAAAGAACAAAGACAGAGUUUUAUUUGUUUAAGAAGAAUGAAGUUUGUUAGGUGGAAUAUGUAGAAACAGUUGCCCGUCUUAUUAAUUCAAAAAAAUAUUUCUGUUGACAGAUUGGACCAAGUGCUGAGAUGCUGUCCUUAUUUCUUAGCUAGUAUUUGUAUGGUAUAAUAAUAUAUGCACCCAUAAUACCAUUUCCUUUAAAAAAUUAUUGUUCUUAAUCUGAUGUAAUUUAAGUCAAAUGUGAAUCAACAUGGCCGCUUCCCUAUGGUUUGAGCAAGUUAGAAUAAAGCAAACAUACAACAGUUAAUUAUUAAUAUAAUUUUUACUGAAAAAAUUGGAUAAUAAAAUAUAUUUUACCAUUAUAAAAUGUACCACAUACUACAAGGAACUAGUAGCAUCAGGUGAGUUGUUGUAGUAGACAGUAUUGGGUGCAUAUAAAGGAAAUGUUAAGGAUGCAGAGUUGUAUCACUGAUCUCUGCUGUUCCUCAACUUAUAAUACCUGUUAAGUGGGAAGGAAGAAUAAAUUUUCAAGGCAGGAAUAAACAUUGGAUACAAGUAGAAUAUACAGUUGAUAUUUGGAUGAUUCAGAAGUCAAACUUGUUACAAAGAAACAAAAGUCUUAUUGCUUUAAUUGAACUCAGUGGUGCAAAUGAAAAGUGUUUAUGAAAAAUGUUCUGCAGAACUUAUCUAUUAAUUUCCAAAAUAAUUUUAGUAAUAUAAAAGGCAUUUUACAUUCAAAGAAACUGAAAACAUCAUUGUUCCCGUAAUUGGCGUUGGCAUUUUAUUCAUAUUGUAGAUUCCUGACACGAUUUUUUAAGUAGAAAAUUGUACAGGAAGCCAUCAUGUUAGAACUUUCUGACUUUGUAGUGUUUGUACAUGGGAUUGAAGUUAUUAUUUGCCUUAAUAUUUCACUAAUUUGGUUAUAUAAAUGCCAUUUCAUAUGCACACUCAAAAAUUAGUUCCAGUGGUGAAGUAUGAUUGGUGGGGAUUUGCACUGCUGAGAUACAAGUCUGCAAAUGGUAAUUUUUCUUCGAUUUUCAUUGCUUUGUGAUGCCCUUAAAUGUUUAAGGGCAGUUUGCUGUGAGCCAAAGAAGAUGCUGUCAAAAAUUUUCUGGAAACAUUUGAAGACAGGUUCCCAAGGAACCAAUGCCAUCAACCUCUACGUCCACUAAAAUUUUAUCUCGUCAUCCUAUAACGAAACUUGUUUCUACUGAAACACCACAUCUAAUGAGGAAGGAACUGCCAGGAUUAAAGGGAACAAUGAAAGAAAUUUGUUACCCAGUUUUGUUAUUAUUCUGCUAUAUUUCAAUACGUGUAUUAGAACAGUAUUGUUAUUAUUAUUAAAAAUGUUCAUUAUAUUACCUUAAUUAUAAGUUACUGGUAAAUGGGCAAUUGUGGUCUGGCUUGGGAUCCUAAGCGCCAUUUAUAAUGUUGUGUCUGUGGGCAGAAGUUCAGAACAAAGGCGUAUUUUGGAAUGCAUUCUGUUCAUAAUUUGUCGUCUUCCUGAAUGUAAAUUUAUGAUGUAAAAAUUUAAUGUAAAUUACCAUUUGGUACAAAAGAAACAAGAAUAUUUAUCUUGAAUCUCAUUUGCACUUGGUUCUGUGCUGUGCUCAUAUUUACUGUUGCAUUUUACAUAAUAUUGUUUACUUGCCAUGAUUUGCUUCGGUUUAUGAGUGGGUUGAAAGUAGUAGUAAGCAUUUUUGUUUAGGGUAGUUACAGAACGAGAAAUGCCUAACUUCCAAGUUAUAUCCUGAUUCUUGUUGUCUGUACUAUUUUCUAUUACUAGGAACAGCACAAUAUAGUUCAUAUUGUUUUAUAAAAGUUAAGGGAAUGUUUUUUAGAGGGGGGUUGUGUAUAUGGCAGUGGGAGUAUGAUUAAAGGUGAAUGUGUAGUUUUGUUAUAUUUCCACUGUGAAAGAGUAUUUUCUGAAUAUUUUUUUUCUAGCUUUCAAUAUUGUCGCAGCAUUGGUUUUAAAAUCUUAUAAUUAAAUAUGGUACUCUGUUCAUAAUUUAACAUAUUUGUGAAGGUAAGCUUUUGAAUGUUGAAAUCACUUAAAGGGAAACUAUGAAUAAUAAAGUUGUUUAAUGAAAAAUGUUAAA
Zootermopsis nevadensis is the source of this 2952-nucleotide messenger RNA. RefSeq names its product Adenylate kinase 2 (gene Ak2). The record is from RefSeq and is a predicted model, not a curated record. Gene Ontology annotation, biological process: ADP biosynthetic process. Gene Ontology annotation, molecular function: ATP binding; AMP kinase activity. Lineage: Eukaryota; Metazoa; Arthropoda; Insecta; Blattodea; Termopsidae.